Messenger RNA from Lodderomyces beijingensis, 993 nucleotides. The record is from the annotation of a GenBank genome assembly. Lineage: Eukaryota; Fungi; Ascomycota; Pichiomycetes; Serinales; Debaryomycetaceae.
AUGCUCCCACACAGAAGACUAGACCCCUCGCUCAAGUCGAACUCGGUCUCGCGGGUCGGCUCGUCUACACGAUUGAACCACCUCGCGCAGGAUGCAGCAGUACUCGAAUCGUCGCCGUCUACACCGUCAGCCUACGUCACGUCGUCCUUGAACCCGUCCCGAAAUUUACCAGCAACAACAACAACAGCAACACAAGCAGGUAAGACAACCCGCAAUGUGGAUGGAGCAGCCGAUGCCUUCAGCCGACUACCAAUAGCCAAGAACCUUCAAGAAUUCCGAGUCUUGUUGGAUAAAUUGAGCGAUAACGUCAUGCAAUUCCGGGACGACCAGGUGUUUGCAACCGUGGAGGAGUUAGCGCAAGUGAACACGGCACUAGAGAACGACAUUGACGAGUUGUCUAAGCACAAACAGAGAAGGCGAACCAUUGACGAGCUCAAGCGUAGGAACGAAAGCUUGGAUGAGACUUUAAAGAGUAAUUUAAAGCAGUUGUUGAAGUAUCGCGGCGAGUUGAAGAAACUUCCGAAAAUUAAAAAUGAGGACCCAAUGGAGUUGCAUCGUGGUCCUGAUGUGUCCGUGGAGAACAUUUUAAACUAUUCCAUGAAGCUUGCCAAAUUUACAAAAGCGCCAGCGGCGAUGGGGAACAUGCCGUUGCAGAUACAUCCAAACAACUUUGUCUGGCCAGCUGAGGACUCGUUGAGGAGAGGCAUGUUGGCUCUAAGCUCGAUACAAGGCGAGGAGAUUAUUCGAAACAUUUUAGGUGUUGAAGAAACGGGCCCAGAAGAGAAUAUAGUGGAUACUCACGAGGGAGACUCGGAGAGUCUUCUGGAGGUUAAGAAUAAAUUAGGCGAGCCCGGUGCUGCAGAACGGAAAAAUUCACAUAGUUUCGGAGUAAGUGGCGAGGCAGACACGUCAACGGUUGAAAGAGAAGAGGAGAGCCAGCCUGGAGGCUUGGAUCUUGACUUGUUUGACCCCGAUGACGAAUUGUCGGACUGA